UUCGAUGCUUUGCGUUCUCGUGGACUGGUCUGCGCACUGCCAACAGCCUGUGCGACAAUGACGAGUGCAAUAGAGCGAGGAGCAGGCAUCGGACAAAAGCAAGGCGAUUCACGAAUGCCAUGUCUGGACAAUGCAUGGCUCUCUCCCAACCUCCUGUUACCGGAGGGAGAGGAAGCCUCCGAGGGUCUUAAAUUUACGGGUGUCUGUGCUGUUGCAAUCCCGCCUCGUCAUCCCCUCAUUCCUCUUCCCAAUUUCUCCGACGGAUCUGGAUGCCCUAGUGAUCACUGCCCAGUCUACUUCGAUCUGGCUUUCCACGAUGUUGGUUGUUCGACACCGCCUCCAUGA
This is a messenger RNA of Hydatigera taeniaeformis, 345 nucleotides long. NCBI's taxonomy places the organism in Eukaryota, Metazoa, Platyhelminthes, Cestoda, Cyclophyllidea, Taeniidae. The record is from the annotation of a GenBank genome assembly.